Messenger RNA from Dioscorea cayenensis subsp. rotundata (Guinea yam), 688 nucleotides. RefSeq names its product protein BUNDLE SHEATH DEFECTIVE 2, chloroplastic. Bases 12 to 482 code for a protein of 156 amino acids. Gene Ontology annotation, cellular component: protein folding chaperone complex; chloroplast stroma. The transcript has 4 exons. Gene Ontology annotation, molecular function: protein folding chaperone. The record is from RefSeq and is a predicted model, not a curated record. Lineage: Eukaryota; Viridiplantae; Streptophyta; Magnoliopsida; Dioscoreales; Dioscoreaceae.
UCUGUUGCUCCAUGUCUCCUCCACUCUCUUCCAUCUAUUAUCCAUCUUUCUUGAAUUUUUUUUUCUUUUUUUUUUCUUUUUCAAUAGUAAUGGCGAAUGCUUCCAGUUUAACGUCUGUGAAUGCUAUGGUUGCUCCAGCCAACCCGCUGUUGAUCACCCACAGGACCAAUCUUUUCCUUUCUGGUUUUCGUGUCACUACCUCUCAGAAAUCUUCUUCCUCUUUUCAAUCUCUCAAGGUUGAGGCCACAGGUAGCAACAAAGAAACAAAGCCAAAAAGCAUUGUUUGUGGCGAUUGUGAUGGAAAUGGCGCAAUCUUGUGCACACAAUGCAAAGGAACCGGAGUGAAUUCCGUUGAUCACUUUAAUGGUCAAUUUAAAGCAGGGGGAUUAUGUUGGCUCUGCAGAGGAAAGCGGGAUAUCUUAUGCGGGAAUUGCAACGGUGCAGGCUUUAUUGGUGGAUUCAUGAACGCACCUGAUGAUUAAGAUUUUAUGAGACAAGUUGGAAAUGAGGAAAAGUGUUUUCGCAUGUAAUAGCAAAACAGCGUCUUUUUUUUUUAUCUGCAGUAUGAUUAACUGCUGGUUUUCAUAUCAACCAAGCUUUGACAAUCUUCUGAUUGAUGCCUUGAGACAUAUUGGAGUGGUUGCUGCUUUGUGGAUCUGUUGCUUAAUAUAAUGGAUUUUGAACAUCA